Eruca vesicaria subsp. sativa (arugula) is the source of this 402-nucleotide messenger RNA. NCBI's taxonomy places the organism in Eukaryota, Viridiplantae, Streptophyta, Magnoliopsida, Brassicales, Brassicaceae. The record is from the annotation of a GenBank genome assembly.
AUGGAAAAUGAGUUACAGAGAAGUGUUUCAGAAUCUAAAACUGCUUUAUGGGAUGAGGACGAGGACGACAAGAUCAAGUUUUGUCAAAGAUAUCAAAGAGAAGAGGCCAAGAUCCAAGCAUGGGUGAAUCUCCAGGAUGCUAAAGCCGAAGCUCAGUCUAGGAAACUCGAGGUGAAAAUACAAAAGAUGAGAUCAAAUUUAGAGGAAACAUUGAUGAAGAGAAUGGAUACAGUGCACCGGAGAGCGGAGGAGUGGAGAGCUACGGCGAGGCAACAACAUGCUGAGCAGUUGAAGAGGGCAGCAGAGACGGCGAGGAAGUUAACAAACCGCCGUGGCUAUUUGGUUUCCGGACGUAGCUCAUGCGGUUGUCUUCCUUGUAAUAGUAGUAGUUCUUGUCACUAA